This is a messenger RNA of Electrophorus electricus (electric eel), 2874 nucleotides long. RefSeq names its product NIMA-related kinase 4 (gene nek4). The record is from RefSeq and is a predicted model, not a curated record. Gene Ontology annotation, biological process: protein phosphorylation. Gene Ontology annotation, molecular function: protein kinase activity; ATP binding. Lineage: Eukaryota; Metazoa; Chordata; Actinopteri; Gymnotiformes; Gymnotidae.
AUGCGGCGGGUUCCCUCGCGGCGUCUACGGUGUUAAUGUGGGCAGUUGCCUGGUGACGAAGAAGCUAACGCUGACCGUUUCCUGCAGCGUCGUUAUCUCCGAAUAAGUUUAACGUCGGGGAAAUCUCCGCCAACGGUUUAAGAUAACCGAUGUCGUGUUAACUGGCCGCCCCUCGGACUGGCCGCGAUGUGACUCCGUGAUCCGCUGCACGGAGAUGGAGAGCUACCUCUUCGUCAGAGUGGUGGGGAAGGGCAGCUAUGGAGAGGUGAAUCUCGUGAAGCACAAAUCCGACCGAAAACAGUAUGUCAUCAAGAAGCUGAACCUGAGGACGUCGUCCAAGCGCGAGCGGCGUGCGGCCGAGCAGGAGGCCCAGCUCCUCUCGCAGCUCAAGCACCCCAACAUCGUCACCUACCGGGAGUCCUGGGAGGGGGAAGACUGCCAGCUUUACAUCGUCAUGGGUUUCUGCGAGGGUGGAGACCUCUACCACAGGCUGAAGCAGCAGAAAGGAGACUUGCUUCCUGAGAGGCAGGUGGUGGAGUGGUUUGUGCAGAUCGCCAUGGCCCUCCAGUACUUGCAUGAGAAACACAUCUUGCACCGAGAUCUGAAAACACAGAACAUAUUCUUAACUAAAACCAACAUAAUCAAAGUGGGUGACCUGGGUAUUGCACGUGUGCUGGAGAAUCAGUACGACAUGGCGAGCACCCUGAUUGGGACGCCUUACUACAUGAGCCCCGAACUCUUCUCCAACAAGCCGUACAACUACAAGUCGGACGUUUGGGCUCUGGGCUGCUGUGUGUAUGAGAUGGCCACCCUGAAGCAUGCCUUCAACGCCAAGGACAUGAACUCUCUCGUGUACCGCAUCGUUGAGGGGAAGUUGCCGCAGAUGCCGGGCAGGUAUGCUCCUCAGCUCGGGGAGCUGAUCAAACGGAUGCUGUGUAAGAGACCCGAGGACAGGCCCGACGUCAAGCACAUUCUCCGACAGCCCUACAUCAAACAGCAAAUCUCCAUUUUUCUGGAGGCCACCAAAGAGAAAACCGCCAAAUCCCGAAAAAAGGCACCGAACAGCCGAGCGAACAGUGCUGGUCCGAGUGUGCCGGCCAAUCACCAGCUGGGUGUUCCGUUGCAGUGUGUCCCCUCUGAGCCAGAAAGCCACGGGAAAAGGAAGCUGUGCAACGGUGUAAGAGAUGUUAUUUCACCAGACUCACUGCUACCCCCUAAAAGCCUGAGGGAGGACAUCUUUAACUCAACAGGCCAGUCAGUAGUAACCAUCAGCAACAUAGAUGUCGCCAUCCAGCCCAAGGGCAAGCUAAAGGAAGCAAAACCACCCCGCCCCAAACCUGCCUCCAAGCCUCAUUCAGCGCCUGAGCAGAGAGAGCGUGAGGAGGGCGGCACCCCCAUGCCGAAGCAGCUGUCGGGGGUCUGCAGCGGAGAGGGAGAGAGCGCGUUCCCUUCCAAGAAUCCAAGCACGCAGGAGCCGCCGGAUCUCAUAGACCGGACUGGAUUUUUAAAAAAGGGUGUGGCUCCUGGUGUAGGCGUGGCCAUGGAGGAGGACACAUUGACGCUGCUGCGGCAGGGGCCUGUAGAAGACGAUGCCCCCGGCCCCCGGCACACACCCUUCACUGAUCUAAAGACGGAGAACUUGAGCCUAGCAGAGGCUGCCUUGAAGGAGAGCCUAGGGUCCACAGAAAAGCUACUUCAGCCAUUUAUUCCUGUAACACUAGAGGAGGUAAACAACCAACAGGCACCUGCCGUCCCCUCACAUCACAGCACACCACCUCUUCAUCCUCUCUCCUCUUCGUCUGAGCCAUCCACGUCUCAUCAACGCAGGCAGAGAAAGAGGCAGGAAGCCCAAGAGUGUCCAAGCAGAGUAAAAGCAGCCAACCUGAGACCGUUGCCUCCACUCCGGGAGGGCGUCCUGACGGGGAAUGCAAAGGAGCGAAUCACGGGGGAUGGAGAGAACGCUAAUUCAACUGCGGUCUCUGCCACAGCCCACCGUGCUUCACACAAGGAGGACCCUGCAUCACAGAAUCGGCUGCUCUCAGCACGAGAGAGGAGAAGACUGAGACAGUCAAAGGAGAACCAGACGGAACUGGCGGCUCCUGCCAUCCAGAGGGCAUCAUGUGAUGUUCCCUCGUUAGUCUCCAAGCACACUGACCAGCCAGACUUCUCCAGACCUGCCAGCGUAGUUGCGGUAACGCACAAGGAGCAGAAGUCGUCAUGGCAGGAGUCAGACGAAGAGGAGUGCAGUUCCUCAACCAGCUCCACAGAGCGCUGGGAGGGAGACUACAGAGAAGGAAAAAGCGAGACCAAUGAGAUGCAAGACCUGGUCCAGAUGAUGACGCAGACAUUAAGAAUGGAUGCCAGAGACGUGUCAUGCGAGCAAGAGGACUCGCACUGCCACUCUGACACACUUCCUGAGUUCAGACUAAACAGGAAAUACAGAGACACCCUGAUGCUUCAUGGGAAGGCUCAAGAGGGAGAGGCCAACUUCCCCUCAGACGACUCUUCAGGGCAAGCCAAGAUCCGGAGAGCCAUCGAGCACCUGCGCACAGACGUGCUUAAAGGACUCGGAGUGAAGCUGCUCAACAAAGUCCUGGACAUCAUGCAGGAAGAGGACGAGGACCGGAGAGAGGUUCUUCUUCGGCAGCAGAUGGGGGAGGAAAAAUACAAGUUAUAUGCUGUAAUGGUGCGACAGCUAAAAUUCUUUGAGGAUGUUACUUUUAGGGACUAAAUACAUCUGAUAUACAGAUCUGUCACAGCUCAACAGGCCACCACUAAUGAACUACUUUCGCCAGAGUUUUGACAGCCAGUUCAAAUUUAUUACGAACAAUACGUUUUGAUGCUGUUGAAAAUAGAUAUGCAAUGAUGACACUA